Molecule: messenger RNA, 807 nt
Organism: Paramecium tetraurelia
Lineage: Eukaryota; Ciliophora; Oligohymenophorea; Peniculida; Parameciidae
Exons: 4
Source: RefSeq, a predicted model, not a curated record
AUGUUUGAAGAAAAUAUAAAAAUUUGGGGUCCUUUUGGAGAAUUAGCUUUAACUUGGUGCGAAGCGUUUAUGGAUGAUAAUGAUUAUGUAGUAUUGAUGAUCUACUUAUAAAAAAGAAAAUGGAUAAUGUCAGAUUCUGAUCUUUAAGCUGUGAUUAAAGAAUAUGAUAGAAUGGGAUUAGCUGACAUGCGACAAGCAGCAAUGAAUUUAUAAAAUUUUGGCAUUGUAAGGUUGGAUGAAAGAAAACAGAACAAUUUCUAAAGAGACAAUCAUUUUUAAAAUAUGCAAAUAAACAAUGAAUUUGUAGAUUGUUUGGAAAGAUAAUGUAAAAUUUUGGAAGAGAAGUGUUAAUAAGAAAAGAAGGAAGUUGAAAAAUAAGAAAAAAACUAAACUAGUAAGUAUUGUAGCAUCUGCAAUUAAUAAUAUUCAUUGAAUGAUAUCCAUUUGUUUUAGCUGAAGAGAUGUAAAAAAUAUGGCUGUGAAUAAGGACUUUUAAUAGAUUCAUAAUUGGAUGAAUUGAGAAAAAAACAUGUUUAAAUUUUAGAACAAAUUUUGGAGAGAAUAAAACGAUAAUUAGAGAAUUGCAAAUUAGAGCCAUUCCCAACGGCGAAUGAUAUUGAGCAAUCAAAGUAGAUGGUGAUAGAGGUGUAAUCGAAAUCAUUUCUGGAUCCUGAGGUGGAAAAGAAAUGGAAUGAAAACAAAAAGGAACAGAUACAUUCGAUAUUUAAACUACCGAUAUGUAAAAAGAUUAAUUCAUAUGUUCAACGGAAGAAAUAAUUUUUAUCUAAUAAAAUGAAUAUUGAAUGA